Messenger RNA from Varanus komodoensis (Komodo dragon), 1158 nucleotides. Its product is annotated as aurora kinase C-like. The record is from RefSeq and is a predicted model, not a curated record. Gene Ontology annotation, cellular component: spindle midzone; spindle pole centrosome; spindle microtubule. Gene Ontology annotation, molecular function: protein kinase activity; ATP binding. Bases 1 to 1023 code for a protein of 340 amino acids. Lineage: Eukaryota; Metazoa; Chordata; Lepidosauria; Squamata; Varanidae. Gene Ontology annotation, biological process: regulation of cytokinesis; mitotic spindle organization; protein phosphorylation. The transcript has 7 exons.
AUGCCGGGCUCCACUGGGCAGAAGACAGUUCUGCGGAAGCAGGUCAGCAGCUCCUCUGUUUGGGGCUACACAUCUCAGGAAGGAUCGUCUCUGAAACACAAGAACCUCCUAAACAAAGACAAAGGAGGAAUGGAGUCAAAAGGAGAGGAAAGAGGAUCGAAAGCAAAUACCAAGCAGGACUCUGAGUCGCUGUUUCCCAGGAAAAUGUGGGGCACUUCAGACUUUGAAUUUGGCAAGCCGCUUGGCAAGGGGAGAUUUGGAGCAGUGUAUUUGGCCCGGGAGAAAAAGACUCACUUCAUCUUGGCUUUAAAAGUCAUAUUUAAGUCGGCCUUGGAGAAAGCCCAGCUAGAACACCAGCUCCGAAGAGAAAUAGAGAUACUAAGUCACCUCAGACAUCCAAAUAUCCUAAGGAUGUAUAACUACUUUCAUGAUCAAUCCAGAAUUUUUCUGAUGUUGGAAUAUGCUCCAAAGGGGGAGUUGUACAAGGAGCUACAAAAGCAAAAACGCUUUGAUGACAUUAGAACAGCAACAUAUAUGGAAGAAAUAGCGGAUGCUCUGAUGUACUGUCAUGCUCAGAAAGUGAUCCACAGAGAUAUUAAGCCCGAAAACCUCCUAUUGGGAUUAAGAGGAGAGCUGAAGUUGGCAGACUUUGGCUGGUCAGUGCAUGCUCCAUCACUAAGGCGGACAACACUAUGUGGCACCACAGACUACCUUGCUCCAGAAAUGAUAGAGGGGAGUCCCCACAAUGAAAAUGUGGAUGUGUGGUGUGUUGGUGUCCUUUGUUACGAGUGUCUGGCAGGAUAUGCACCAUUUGAAGCACCAACUCGAAUAGAGACAUUCAAACGAAUAAAAGAGGUUGACUUUGAAUUUCCUCCUUGGGUGUCAGAUGGAGCCAGGGAUCUAAUCUCCAAAAUACUUAACCGAACACCUUCUGUGCGGCUUCCCCUGAAAGAAAUAAUAGUACAUCCAUGGGUUAAGACCAAGUCAAGGAGAAUUUUGCCUCCUGUCUACAAUCAAGAAUAGUAACUGCUUGCACUGCACCUUGAAGGCUGUUCUUUGUAAAUAUGUAUUGUAUUUAAGGUUGUUACUCCUAUAUACCAUUACCUCUCCACACUGAUAGAAAUAUGCCUUGUGUAUCUACCACAUUCGUAAUGGCUG